UGUAGGAAGUUGUGUAAAUCGGAGGUUGCUCGGGUCAAAGGCCAUCUGUGUUAGGUGAUGUAUUAAAACUUUGUCCGGCUGGCCCGGGAAGACGGAAAGGUACGGCUGCGGCGGCCGGGGAGGUGAAACCAGCACAAAGAACAGGGCGACGGGAUGGCGACGAAGGCCCGUGUUUUGUACAACUUCGUAGCUGAACCUGGAAAUGAUGAACUGACAGUCAAUGAAGGAGAGGUCAUCACCAUAGCCAAUCGGAACAUAGGUGGUGGAUGGUGUGAAGCAACAAAUGCUCAGGGAGUGACGGGACUUGUUCCAACAGACUAUGUGGAGAUUAUUUCAGGAAGUGGAGCAGUACAGAGUCAAGCAAAUAAUCUUGCAGCGUUUGAUCCCUUCUCAACGUCUCAUGGUGGUGCAGGAUUCGGAAGUUCAUUUACCCCACAAAAUAAUAGUCAGGCACAGAACAUCACUGAUCCGUGGUCUAACUGGCAGACAAGCUCAGCUGGAAACUGGAACACAGAUAAUGAACGUAAUAGUGGAAAUGCCUGGCCGACAAAUACAGAGAGUUCUAAUGCACAGAGCAGUGGCAAUGGCGGUACAGGUGGCUACGGUCAUCCGCAGGCUUACCAGGGUCCAGGUGUUGUGGAUGAUGAUGAGUGGGAUGAGGAAUGGGAUGAGGCCAAGGUAUCUCCAAAUAUUCUUCCACGGACUGAAACGGAGUCACCGGAGACAGCUUUGGCUCGUGGAGGUCCUCGUAAUGCUUCAGUGAAGAUGUCACUCAACAGAUUUCCAACAUUUUCCAAACAUGGGCCUGAAGUCUACCUACUUUCAAAACAACCAUUAAAAACUGAUGAGAAGAUCAUAGUCCAUAAAGGUGAAGUUGGUCCUGUUUGGGAAUAUCCUGCAUCCUCUCUGAGCUGUGUGGUUGCUGAUCCAAAAAAAGGAUCUAAGCUUUAUGGAUUGAAGAGUUACAUUGAGUAUCAAGUAACUCCCAAUAACACUAAUCGAUCAGUCAACCACAGAUAUAAGCAUUUUGACUGGUUAUAUGAGCGUCUACUGAUCAAAUUUGGUUCAGCUAUUCCCAUUCCUUCACUUCCAGACAAGCAAGUUACAGGUCGGUUUGAAGAAGAAUUCAUCAAGAUGCGAAUGGAGAGAUUGCAGGGUUGGAUGAAUAGAAUGUGUCACCAUCCGAUCGUUUCAGAGAGUGAGCUCUUCCAGCUCUUUAUCACUUACCGAGAUGAAAAGGAAUGGAAAUUAGGCAAGCGAAAAACCGAAAAGGAUGAUGUUGUUGGUGUCAUGAUCUUUUCAACAGUGGAGCCACCAGCCGAGGACAUUGGCCUAUUGGAUGCGGAACAAAAGGUUGAAUUAUUUAGUAAAUUCACUAAGUCUAUGGAUGAUGGAGUCAAGGAUCUUCUCAAUGUGGGACAGGAGCAUUGGAAGAGGUGUACAGGGGCACUGCCUAAGGAGUAUCAGAAGAUAGGAAAAGCUCUGCAAAAUCUUUCACAGGUCUUCACGACCAGUGGUUUUGAAGGUGAAUCCAUUCUGACAGAUCCUUUAACUGAAGCAGGAAAGACUUAUGAAGAAAUAGCUAACCUCUUUGCAGAACAGCCCAAAAAAGAUCUGCAUUAUUUGAUGGAAACCAACCAGGAAUACAAAGGAUUAUUAGGAUGUUUCCCUGAUAUCAUUGGAGUGCACAAGGGUGCCAUAGAAAAAGCCAAAGAGGGUGACAAGUUGGUUGCCUUAAAUAAGAUAACAGCACAGGAAAAAAACACCAUGGUGAGUCGUAUUGGCACCAUGUCUUAUGCAUUACAAGCUGAGAUGAAUCACUUCCACAAUAAUCGGAUUUAUGAUUACAAUUCUGUAAUGCAACACUACUUACAGCAACAAGUCCAGUUUUAUGAGACAAUUGCAGCAAAACUGAAGCAAGCAUUGAGCCAUUUUACAGUGCAACAGUAAACCCUGCAAAGCAAUCAGCCUUAAUUGACCAGAUGGUGGAGGAAACCCAUGCUCUGAUGUGUGUCUAUGAAGGAAAAGCACAAGAAAGACAUCUCAAAUUCAGGUUUUGUUUGAGAUAAUGUUAAGCAUGCAAAACAGCUGUUUGGACCAUUUAUUGUUCUGUUGCUGCAAAACUGUUUCAUGACUUUGAGUAUAAACAUGGUGAACUUUUGUUACUAUGCAUUAUUCUUUGUCUCUUUCUUGUUUGUUCCUUUUCGGGACAAAUGCACAGUUGUAUUUUUGACCAGCAGUGACAUCAUUUUAGGAAUUAUUGUUGAUAUGAUGCCAUGGUAGCUGCUACUGCCUGUAUAAAUUUCAUUGUUGCAGAUUACUUUGGUUUCUAAGUGGGCUACAGGAUGAAGAAACGCUGCAUUUUGGGGUGGGGGGAUUAUUAUGAUAUUGAAGGCAAUAACAAUGGAACUUGGGAACUGAUUUUUGUUAUCCACACAAGUACUUUCUGAAGGCAUUCUUUCAAUUCAAAUGUGCUUUUUUUAUCUUUAAUACAUUUAAUAAAGUUUCAUGUCACUUAUGCAUUCUUUAAAGAAAGUGGGCAAGGACAAGACUAUUUUAAAAACAUUUGGAGCAGAUAGCAAAAAGAAAGCCAUUUAAAGAACGGAUUCCAAAAUGCCAGUAGAUGGAUGCAAUUCAGAUAUGAGUAGUGCAGCACAGACAUGGAAACAUUUGGAAGGAGAAACCUCUUGCAGUUAUUAAACUUCUUAUUGUUCAUUAUUUUGAUUUUUUUUUUCAAUUCAUACAGAUACCAAGAAUAUAUCAGACCUUGAAAAAUAUAUCUUAACAUUCCUGCCUAUGAACUUUGCCAUUUAUUCUUGACCAAAUUUUACCUGGGAUGUGGCUUUGGCGAUAGCAUUAGUAGAAGUGUCAAAGGUUAUACUCUGAGGUGCCACUCUGAAAAGCUUAAUGGGCAUAGUUGGUUUACAAUUUGGCUUUUGUACUGAAGUGUAUGUCAGAUUUUUUUUUUUACAAUAAUCACCAUCUUUAGCCUCCAUCAUUAUUGCUGCCUAAGCUACCAAACUACCAAAAAAUUGCUUUUAUAAUGUUAACCAUAUUUUAGCAAAAUGAUUGCUAUUCUUAACUGAUUAUCAGUUCUUCUUGAAAUCCAGCCCUCCAAAGUUCAGGGCUGGCAUAAACUUUAUAUAAAUGCAAAAAAAAUUCAAAGUCAUUCUGAAUAGAGCUAUUAAAUUACCUAGAGCCCUGCUUAAAUUUAAAAUGACUGCACAAAGAUAUCUGUAAUUAUACAGACAUACAUUUAUGAAUCUAAGAGGACUAUAAGAGCAUGUUUGCACCAAAGAUAACUAUUUAAUUUUGUAUUGACAUUAUUUUUGGAUGAUGAACUAAUAAAUGUUCUAUGCUUAUACAUUUUUGAUAUUUGAGUUUGUCAUGUUCAAGUGCUAAGCUGGGAGCAAGUAAAUUUGAAAUGUGGAAAAUGUUUUGUAAUAUAGGACAAAAGAAAACAUCUUUAUAUUGUCAGUGAUGAAGAAAAUUCUGUGCAUAAGAUGGUUAACUAGAAUAUUUUAAAAAAUAGAAAUAUUUGCACUCAAUUUUUGCCUUCUAUACUCAAUUUGGUGGAUGAAAAAUACAAAUGCAGUGGAUUCUGAUUAAUUGGACCAUCGGUUAAAUGGGGCUGCCACUUAUUUGGCCAACUCUUUAAGAACAAAAAAUAAUUGAGAAAAUAACUGGGAUUUCUUUCGUUCAUUUGAGGCACUAUGCCGUUUAGUUGGGACAGGAGACAGAUACCAAAUAGUUUCUAAUUAGCGCCGGUCGCAUGCACUUCUGUGGCCAUUAGACAUGGCACCAUCCUUAAAGCAAACAGGUUUUAAAUAGCAUCAAUUGCAUGUGCUUGUAUUCAAAAAGCAAUGAUUUCUGUCACAUUGUUGGCAAGAAAUAAGCAGAUAGACAAGUCAGAACUGUUUUUCUAACUGCAGUUUCAAGCAUUCAGGGUUGAAGAUUCCAGAUAUGCCCAGAAGUGAAAAUGAAACAAUUUCACUACUUUAACAAGUUAGGAACUAUGAAGAAUAAGAAGGCAUCAACAAUCAUCUUGAAUGUUACAAUGAAAAUGAACAUUUGGAAAAUGCAAUUGUCAGUAGCAUUGUAUGAACGCAGUCCAUUAUUUACACGGUGUGCUGAUUUUGUUCAUUUAUAGCCAAUCAAAACAACAUGGCAUUUUACUUAUGCUGAAUUCCUUCGACAAUAACUGUUAGGAACUAAUACAGUUUUAUAGUACUGUAGUAGUAUUGAUUGUGUUCUAAUUUGUUCUGUAUUUCAAUUGAAUAUAUAAUUUGUUACUCAGUUAAAUAGUUUGUCUUUUUUCAUACCUUUUUAAUUAUUUCUAUGGAAUGUUGGCUAAUUGGGGCAGCCACUUAAUAAAGCCAAAAUGUGCUGGUCCCGAUGUGUCCCAAUUAUCCGCAGUCUACUGUAUUAAAUUGUUGAGAUGUGUUAACUUUAUAUGAGAUUUGUUACAAGAUAUUACAUUAUUGGGGUGCUUUCUGUGCACAAAUUAUACAAAUGUAAAUUAUCUCUGUUAAUCCCAAUGUGAAAAUAUCUUGUUGAAAUUAAAUGUCAGAUUUAUCUUAAUCCUAUUAUAGCACAGAAUUUCUGCGAUGGAAGUUUAUACUUUAUCAGGAAUGCUGUAACGUCAAGUUCAGAGAACAGUAAAUCUCACAAAGCUUUACUUCUAAACACUGAAAUUCAUUGGCUAAGUGACUAGUUUAUAGCAAACAAGGGAAUUAGGAUUAAGAUUAGCUAUAUUUGUUGUAUAUUCAUCAAAACACAGUGAAAUGUGCACUUACGUCACAACCAACCCAGUCUGAGAACUGCCGGGAGCAGCCCUCAAGUUGUGCCAUGAUUUUUGGCAUCAAGAUAGCAUAGCCACAAUUUAUUAACUCAAUAUGCUUGUUUUGAAAUGUGGAAGGAAACCCACACAGUCAAUGGGGAGAAUAUACAGACAGUGACGGGAAUUGAACCCAAAUCUUCUGAUUGCAGAUGCUGUAAAGCAUUACAAGGACCACUAUGUAAUCAUGCUGUCCUUCUGGGAGACCUAAAGGCAGGUGGGGACACACCAUUUUGUCUGAUGAAUGAUUUAAGCCUGAGGAAAAGGAUGUGCUAUUGGAGUUGAGCAAUCUAAGUGAAUCUGUUAUUUUGUAUUUUAUAUUGUUACUGUACAAUUUUCAAAAUGAACUUCAGUAUAAAAUUGGUUUGUUUGAAAUGA
Molecule: messenger RNA, 5215 nt
Organism: Hypanus sabinus (Atlantic stingray)
Lineage: Eukaryota; Metazoa; Chordata; Chondrichthyes; Myliobatiformes; Dasyatidae
Gene: snx9b
Product: sorting nexin 9b
Exons: 18
Coding region: 154-1950 (598 amino acids)
Biological process (GO): cleavage furrow formation; mitotic cell cycle; endocytosis
Cellular component (GO): plasma membrane; cytoplasmic vesicle
Molecular function (GO): protein binding; phosphatidylinositol binding
Source: RefSeq, a predicted model, not a curated record